Molecule: messenger RNA, 1116 nt
Organism: Funneliformis mosseae
Lineage: Eukaryota; Fungi; Glomeromycota; Glomeromycetes; Glomerales; Glomeraceae
Source: the annotation of a GenBank genome assembly
AUGAUUCUUUUUAUCUUUUUGUUCUUUAUUGGAUAUUACUCUUACAAACAUAAACCUAACGCAAAUUCUUUUAGAGAAUUUAUUCUAACCAGUAAAGAAACAAAUUCCCCCUCCACCUCCUCUCCCUCAACCUCGCAGGAUUUAUUUAAAUUUUUUAACAAACUUUUAGUCGGGCAACCAAGUGUUCCAGAAUUUAAAAUAGACGACUAUUAUUGUUUUAAUGUCGUAUCCUUCAAGGACGGAACUGCAACAUAUGUAGGUUUUUUAGAUAAAUGGUAUCUAUGGAGCAAAAUUGAAGUGAUUGGUUCGAGUGGAAGAGGUGAUCGACUAUUCGGGCGCAAAAAAAAGGGUUCGGCGACAGAAAUGCAAGUCAUUGAAGGGUUAGCGUACAGUGAUAAAGAAGCUGCUAUAAAAGCUAAAGGAAAGAAGGAUUAUCAUAAGGCAGCAAAAUCAUUUUUAUCGGCGGCUAAACAAUUCAAGAAGGUUGGUGAUGAUUCUAAUCUUCUUGAAGCUGCAAAUUCACUUGAGGCGUUAGAAAAAGCGGCUUCUAUUUAUGAAAACAGCGACAGACAAAGUACCCGUGCAGCGCGUGUAUACGAAAUAUUGGCAGAACAGUAUAAAAAAACAAAUAGUACACAGCACAAUUUGGAGAAAGCACUCAAGAUGCAUCGCAAAUCUGCCGAACUAUUUGAAUUAGAUGGAGAUGGUCGUUUCUUGUUUUCUUUAACAUCACAAGCUGAAUUAUCUGCUGAGAUUGGAUAUUAUGAACAAGCAAUUUCUCUUUUUGAUAAUAUAAUUAUACUUUCGGCAAAUGAUUCCAUUCUUAGUUUUAAAGUUAAAAGUCAUGUGUUUUUGCAGUGUCUAUGUAUUAUCGCUUUGGGUGACUGGGUGAGACUUGAGAAAAGAUUUCAACAAUGUAUCGAGGAGUAUCCGAGCUUUGCGGAUAGUAGAGAAUGUGCUUUUAUAAAUAAAUUAAUCGUAUCCAAAAAUUCCUGCGAUCCGUCUGGAUUUGCUACAGCUUGCAAAGAAUAUGAUCAACUUACAACAUUGACUUCAUGGCAAACGCAUAUCUUACUUGGAGCCAAAAAAGAUUUAGAAGUUGAAGAUUUACGAUAA